AUGGUGCCGCCCGCCCGAGUGGCAGCCCUCCUCCUCCUGGCGUGCGCCUUACUGUGCUGCGCACCAAAAAUUGCAAAAGGAAAAAAAACUGCAAGGAGAGAAGAAGGAAACCUCUUCCAAAAGUUAAGGAACAAACUAAUCAACUACAUUGCAAGCAAGAAAAAAUUUGAUUCGAACGGAUGGGUAGACGUGUCGCUACUGCAAGGUGAGCGCUUCCAACCAAUCGACCUACGCAUAGAAGACGACAGAGUUAUCUGCAACGCGAGCAAUCAGGUACUCGAAGUGACUGUGGUGAAGCAGAAGUUGCUGCAGCACACAGAUGAUGCGUCCUUCCACGAGUUGACAGUGCACAGUAAAAAGGUAGCCCCCAAUGCGAAGCUGCUCUCCAGAAUUCCGCUAAUGAAGAUGAGACUGCAUCAAGAGCAGCAGAAGCAGCUGCCUGGGGGGGGAACCCCGCCUACAAGACGAGCAGGGCUGCCCCCCCUGCAUGGGUUGCCCCCCAAUUUCGAAGGCUACAUCGUAUGCACGAAAAAAGACACAGAUGCUCUGCUCGUGCCGAAAACAUUGAAAUCGGUGCAGUUCGUGUCGGGGCCGUGGAAAGUGCGAGUUAGCAUAGACUUCUACAGAUGCCCACUCUCCAACUUUGGGAGGAUAUUUCAAGUGACCAUAAUCGACCAAGUGAAUGUGUUGCUAAACAAUGAGAAGUCGUUCAUCUGGCCGAUACCUCUGACAUCCUUUUUUGAAGUGUAUGAUUUCCACCUAGCUGCGAGGGAUUGCAAAAAAGGAAAUUUCUGCCAAUUGGAGAGAACAACAAAUGGGGAUGGACACAAUGGCUCUCUUAUUUUGGAAUGUCCCAGCUGGGGAAAAGCACACAAACUUACCUUAGGAAAUGCCCUACUCCUUUCAGCGUACCUCGGUAUGACCAUCGCUCAUGGGCUGUCCUACCCCUUCAUGAAUCUCUCAGCCGACGAUUACAUAAGUAGCAGGUAUAGCGAAAUUUCGAAGAACUCUCCGAAGAUACGCAAACGGGUUAUAAAAUCUUCCUACCUUAGGGAUGAAUUUGAAGAAGAGGAGAGCAAAUAUUCUCUGAAGAAGCUGAGCCUCAUCACGCAUUUGCUCUUCUUAGGGGGAGCAGGAAUUGCCAAUGCUGCCUAUGGGGUUAAAACCCUCGUAGAUAUUAUCAAAAAUUUGAAUAGCAUAAAUGAUGAGUUCGAGAGGGCCGUGUCUUUCUACCCCUGGGAGCUGCGCUACCCCCAGAGCUACCUCGCCUCGCAGGGGGGGGCAAAGCCAAAGGGCGCACCCCCCAAGGAGCCGCCAACCGGCGUAAAAAAGAACGCGGCGAGCAACGGGCAGAGGGGGACCAACCACAAGGUGGCGACCAACCACAAGUUUGAGGGGAACCACAAAGUGGAGACCAACCAGAAGGUAGACUCAAACAGGAAGGUUCAGACCAACCGCAAAGUCGAGACGACGCACGAGGUGGACGCGCCGCAGAUAGCCCAAGCGGGAGGCGAGUCCGGCGGUGAGCAGACCGACGCACCUGCAGGAGUGACCCAACAGAAGAACAACAAAGGUGAGAAUGACCGCCAAGCCAGGGACCCCAAGGAACUCCCCAACGGAAACGAACCCAGCAUCGUAAAAAUAUUCGAGCAGAACAUUAUAGGCAAUUAG
Messenger RNA from Plasmodium vivax (malaria parasite P. vivax), 1671 nucleotides. RefSeq lists its product as hypothetical. Lineage: Eukaryota; Apicomplexa; Aconoidasida; Haemosporida; Plasmodiidae. The coding region runs from base 1 to 1671 and encodes 556 amino acids. The transcript has a single exon. The record is from RefSeq and is a predicted model, not a curated record.